AAACAAUAUCCCAAGUUGCACCUAACAUUUAAUGGGUAGUAUAAUUUUCCUAUAUCCUAAUUAAAUUUAAUUGGGAUUUUACAACACAUGAAGCAUGCAAAAGAAAAAAGAAAAACAAAAAAAAAACAUGCAAAACACUCACUCACUAUAAAAGGAAAGACAUGGCCCUUAAAUCUCAACCAACCAGCUGAAGGAAUCAAGGUCCCUUCUUUCUGCUUCUUUCUCUCUCCUAUCAUCUUAGAGAGAGAAACUAGCUUCAUUUCUAGCCAUGGCCACUUACAAAUUCAUCAACACAAUACUAAUCAUACUUACUAUAUUAAUGGUGUUUAAUGGUCAAUUAAUUAAUGCUAAGCUUCCCAAGUUUAAACAUGCUACCAAACAAGAUGGAUCUCUUAGCUUGUUGGUUGUUGGUGAUUGGGGAAGGAAAGGUGCUUAUAAUCAAACUCUUGUUGCUAAUCAGAUGGGCAUAGUUGGGGAGAAAUUGGAUGUGGAUUUCAUUAUAUCAACAGGAGACAAUUUCUACGACGAUGGACUGACUGGUGUUCAUGAUCCUAAUUUUGAAGAAUCAUUUUCAAACAUUUAUACUGCCCCUAGCUUACAAAAGCGUUGGUACAAUGUGCUUGGAAACCAUGACUACGGAGGAGAUGUUCUAGCACAUUUAAGCCCAAUUCUUAGAAAAAGAGACAGCAGAUGGUUUUCCCUAAGAUCUUAUGUUGUCAAAUCAGAGACUGUGGACUUCUUUUUUGUGGAUACAACUCCAUUUCAAGACAAAUACUUUGUAGAAGACAAACAUACAUAUGACUGGAGAGGUGUAUUACCACGAAAACGAUAUCUUUCUAAUCUUUUGCAGGAUGUGGAUGAGGCAUUGAAGAAGUCGAGUGCCAAGUGGAAGUUUGUGAUUGGUCAUCAUCCAGUAUUUAGUGCUGGACAUCAUGGUAACACUGAGGAGCUUGUGGCUCAGCUUCUCCCAAUACUAGAGGAAAACAACGUUGAUCUUUACAUCAAUGGGCAUGACCAUUGCUUGGAGCACAUUAGUAGCCCAGACAGUGAAAUUGAGUUUUUGACUAGUGGAGGUGGCUCGAAGUCAUGGAGGGGCGAUGAAAAGGAAUGGAACCCGGAGGAGUUGAAGUUGUAUUAUGAUGGCCAAGGCUUUAUGUCAAUGCAAGUGACUCGAACUCGAGUCGAUAUAGCCUUCUUUGAUAUCUUUGGCAAUACAUUGCACAAAUGGAGCAAAGCAAAACCCGGCUACUACACAUAUUAGUAACAAAGAACAUCCCCAUUUUGACUAUCAUAAAAAGAUUAAGAAAAUGUUAAUGUAAUUAAUUGAAAAUAUUAUUGAAGCAUUGACACCAAAUGUGUCAUAUUGAUUAUUGAGGAGAAUUAGUACAUAGUUUCACCAUUAUCUAAAUUGUCACCCUCAUUGAUGUUGUUGUAAAUGGUGUUAUGAGAUGUCAUAUUAUGGUGUUUAAUGUAUUUAAUAUUAGUAGUCAAUAAUUUGAUGUUUACUUAAUAAAGUUAGUACCUUUGUAGCA
This is a messenger RNA of Chenopodium quinoa (quinoa), 1532 nucleotides long. RefSeq names its product purple acid phosphatase 8-like. Gene Ontology annotation, molecular function: ferric iron binding; ferrous iron binding; acid phosphatase activity. The record is from RefSeq and is a predicted model, not a curated record. NCBI's taxonomy places the organism in Eukaryota, Viridiplantae, Streptophyta, Magnoliopsida, Caryophyllales, Amaranthaceae. The transcript is spliced from 7 exons. Bases 269 to 1261 code for a protein of 330 amino acids.